Messenger RNA from Aspergillus japonicus CBS 114.51, 1335 nucleotides. Its product is annotated as monoamine oxidase. NCBI's taxonomy places the organism in Eukaryota, Fungi, Ascomycota, Eurotiomycetes, Eurotiales, Aspergillaceae. The coding region runs from base 1 to 1335 and encodes 444 amino acids. Gene Ontology annotation, molecular function: oxidoreductase activity. The record is from RefSeq and is a predicted model, not a curated record. The transcript has a single exon.
AUGCUUGGGGCCGGGGCCGACGCGGCUUCCGAGACGAUCACUCGCGAUGUGGUGAUUGUGGGCGGAGGAAGCACCGGCACCUACGCGGCCACCCGCCUCAAGGACCUGGGCAAGUCCUUCGUCGUGGUCGAGCGCAGCGCCAGUCUGGGUGGCCAUGCAGAGACCUUCUAUCCAGCCGAUCACACCCCCAUCAACUACGGGGUCGAGGGUCUCUUCAACACCAGCGCGACGCGAGCGUAUCUGCGCCGACUCAACGUCACGUAUGAAGUGCGCACGCCCGCCUCGUCCACGGACCAGUAUCUCAACCUGAGAACCGGCGCCAGGGUACAGGUCGAGCCCUUUGACGAGCAGCAGGUCCUGAAGCCAUACCUCGAUGCCAUCGCCCAGUUCCCCUUCCUCAACGACGGGGUCUACGACCUACCCGACCCAGUCCCAGAGGACCUGCUGCUCCCGUUCGGCGACUUCGUGAAGAAAUACCACCUCGAAGACACCAUCCUCCCGAACAUCAACCACGGUUGCGGCGACAUCCUGAAGACGAUGACCAUCUAUCACGUCCAAUACCUCGGGAUCCCGCACGCCAAAGCCCUGGGAGAAGGCUACAUCCGCCCCGUGAACGGCAUGGCCGAGAUCUACACCCGGGCGGCGAAGGAAUUGGCCACCCACCUCCUGUUCAGGACGACCAUCCGAUCCAUCCGUCGCACCCACAACGGGGUCGAGGUCACUGUCCGUCACGCCAACGGCACAGCGCGACUCAUCCGCGCGAGCCAACUCCUCCUCACCAUCCCCGUAACGCUCGAAAACCUGCGCAACAUCAUCGACCUCGACCCGCACGAAACGGACCUCUUCGCCCGGUGGCGCCACCAAACGUACCACGCCGCCCUCAUAAACAAUACCGGUCUCGUCGAAGGGGUGAACCUCCUCAACAUCGACCCGGACAACCCUCUGUCCGUGCCAUACGAGCCGUUCAUCUGGCGGAUCGACGCCCAGCGCGUCCCCGGAUACUGCACCAUCAAGCUAGUGGGGAACCAGUCAUUCAGCGCGUCCGAUGCGCGGCAGUUGUUGGUGGAGACGUUCGCCCGGCUCCGUGCGCAAGGUACGUUUCCGACGGCGCGGAAGCCGCAUAUCGUGACCUGGGGCGACCACACGCCGACGACGAUGAGCGUGAGUGCGGAGGAGAUUCGGGAUGGGUUCUACAGCGAACUGUAUGGCUUGCAGGGAAGGCAUCGCACGUUCUACACGGGGUUGUCGUGGGCGUCAGACUACUCGACCUUGCUGUGGGGGUAUACGGAUACCGUCAUUGAGCAGAUGCGAGCGGCCUGGGCACAGGGGAUGUGA